AUGACUGGCCUUUCCCAGAUUGUCAUCUGCGCAGCUCUCGCCAUCGGAGCGAUUGCAGCUCCCGCCACGCGACAGUUCCCCUCUACGUUCACUGUCAACCAAGUUGCCCGCCAUGUCGGCAACAAGACAGUCAACAUUCCUGCCUCCUAUGCUCGUACCUUGCAGAAGUUCAAGGCUACCGUUCCUGAGCGGGUCGCUGCUGCUGCUAUCUCCGGCACUGUUGUCGCCACUCCUAGUGAUUCCAGCGACGAUGAGUAUGACUGCUCAGUCACUGUCGGCUCGUCCACUCUCGCCCUGGACUUUGACACCGGGUCUUCUGACCUCUGGGUUUUCUCCAACAAGCUUUCUUCCUCCGAGAGCGCCGGCCAUGCCGUGUAUACGCCCUCCAGCAGCGCCAAGCUGCUGAGCGGCUACACCUGGGAUAUCUCCUAUGGUGAUGGCAGCUCUGCUGAAGGCAUUGUCUACGCCGAUAAGGUCACUGUUGGUGGAGCCACCUAUACCUCCCAGGCCGUCGAGGCUGCUACCAGUGUGAGCAGCGAGUUCGUCUCCGACACCUCCAAUGAUGGCCUCUUGGGUUUGGGAUUCAGCAGUAUCAACACUGUUGAACCCACUGCUCAGAAGACCUUCUUUGAUAACAUCAAGUCGAGCUUGGCAUCGCCUCUCUUUGCUGUUGAGUUGAAGCAUAACGCCGCUGGCAGUUAUGACUUCGGAUUCCUCAACUCCUCCAAGUACACCGGCUCCAUCACCUAUGUCGAUGCCGAUAGCUCUCAGGGUUACUGGGGAUUUACCGCCUCUGGAUAUGGAGUCGGUGAUUCCGUGACCACCACCACCUCUUGGAGCGCCAUUGCUGAUACCGGUACCACCCUUUUGUACCUCCCCACCAAGAUUGUCAAGGCCUACUACGCCAAGGUCUCUGGUUCCAGUGACUCCUCAUCCGUGGGUGGAUGGAUCUUCCCUUGCUCUGCUACUCUUCCCGACCUCACCCUCAAGAUCGGAUCUCAUACCGCCACCAUCCCCGCUUCUUACCUCAACUAUGGCGAGGUCUCCUCCACCGACACCAGUGACUGCUUUGGCGGUGUCCAGGAUGACAGUGACAUUGGUCUCUCGAUCUUUGGAGAUGUCUUCCUCAAGACCCAGUAUGUGGUCUUUGAUGCUUCUGGACCCCAGUUGGGCUUUGCCACCCAAGCUUAG
This is a messenger RNA of Penicillium cataractarum, 1191 nucleotides long. Its product is annotated as pepsin-like aspartic protease. Gene Ontology annotation, molecular function: aspartic-type endopeptidase activity. NCBI's taxonomy places the organism in Eukaryota, Fungi, Ascomycota, Eurotiomycetes, Eurotiales, Aspergillaceae. Gene Ontology annotation, biological process: proteolysis. The coding region runs from base 1 to 1191 and encodes 396 amino acids. The transcript has 3 exons. The record is from RefSeq and is a predicted model, not a curated record.